AUGGUCGAGACGAUGCGAUCUUGGGAGGCCAAGAAGAUGCGUAGCGAGCCGGCAAAACAUUGGAGCCCCAAUCUCCAGACCAGCGUGGAUGGACAUUCCGGAGGAGUUCGGCCAGAGCGGCCGGAGAUGACGAGGAUCCUCAGCUCCUCACGCGCAGGCCGAAUGCACUGGCAUCGGAACCAGUUCGUGCCAUUGCCAUGCCGGCCGCCGAGUCUUGAUCAGCCGGAAGAGUUUAUGCCGCCAGAGCAUCGACAGCACCUGAUAUACCUUGCGCUUUACAGAGACAAAGUGGACCAGCACCAAGCAGCGAUGGCCAAGCCAAAGAGCCCAGAAGGGCGCGCUCGGACCCCAUCGCCAGCUGAAGAGGCCGAGGCUGAUGUCCAUCCGUCCAGUGGUUUCGCUGCCACCACAGGAGGCAUGUUCGAUCACUCUGGCAAACCCAGCUUCGAGCAAAGGCGGCCGCACACCGCAGCAGCGCAUACUGCGACAGUUAAAACGACUUCCUCAAGCGGUCUCGGCUACCUGGAUGAACACACAGAGGCGAAAAGGCUUGGUAAGCUCUUCGAUGAGUGGGUCUCGAAGCAGGACAUUGAUGCUGCAUACGAGAGCGUUGCCUUGCCAAGUCCCCGCGCAGAAGGACGUCGAGUCAAGGUGGCGACCUCCCAGGUGAGGAGCCGACGGUUGCACCGCUUCACCAGCAAAGGUCGCAGGCAUUCUGGCGGCUCCAAUGCGAAGAGCCCGCCGCUCACAAAUGCCAAACCAGAGGAGGACGAGGCAAGUUGCCUUGGAGAUCAUCCAUCUGUCCCAUCCGUUGGGACAGCAUCUACUUGGCAUCAGCGACGGCAGCCAGCAGAUCCAGCAGAUCGACGUAAGCUGGAGCGGCUUUGGAUGGUUAUGACUAACCCGAAGAUCCGAAGUGCCAGCCUUUCAGACAAGGUCGGCUACGAGCGAGAUCGUCAAAUGCCCACACGCAUCGAGGGCAUCAAGCCGCUGAUGUUGUACAAGCUCUACCAUGGUCCGUGGCGGCUCGAAAUCUAA
This is a messenger RNA of Symbiodinium sp. CCMP2592, 1038 nucleotides long. The record is from the annotation of a GenBank genome assembly. Lineage: Eukaryota; Dinophyceae; Suessiales; Symbiodiniaceae.